AUAUUAACCUAUUCUGGGACCAGCUUAACCCUCCUCUAUUUUGUAGCUGUUACUUUCCUAGGAAGAACUUGUGCUAGUCUAUAUGGAGGUAUUCCUGAAGUUGUUUUGUAAACCAUUAAUGCUAUUUUAUUAUUUUAAACGGAGAAUGAAGAUGUUAAGAACCUUAUCAAAUUAUAUGAACAUUUUCUGCAAACAUCAGAGGUUGCUUCUGAAGCUGAAAUAAACCUUUGACACCGACAAUCAUGAACCGUAUGGAAGAAAAAAAACCAGGGCGUUUAUCCUGGGUCGUCACUGAUUAUAAAAGCAAUGUCAUUAAAAUUGACAACCACAAGCAUCAAUUUAUUAUAAUCAGAUGCUGGGUUAGCCAAAAAACCUACCAGAAACCAUAAUGUAACAGACCUUGACAGGGCUGAGCGCCAAUGGCUCGUAGCUCAAAUGGUUUAGAUUGCCCGUCUAGAGUUAGGAGGACCCAGGUUCGAGUCCCGGUCUGGUCGUUGCAUUUUUCCUCUCCUGUAACAUUUGGCGCCCAACGAAAUACCCACAGAGGUGAUUUAGAAUCUUGUGUGUGUCGUAGGAGUCGAAGACAUCGUUAAAGGAGAGAGGAAUGUAGCGGAACUUGACUGGGCUGAGUGCCGGUAACAAGUAGUUCAAAGCAAAAAGUGCGUCUGUCAAGAGUUUCCGUAUCAAUCCAUUUCCUCACUGAAAGUAAAGGUAGCAGGAACCAUGGUUUGAAUCAAACUUGCUGUUCUCGCCAUCAAUAAUGUAUGUGACAAUAUCCUUUGAUCUUUUGCAAUAUGAACUACCAAUCAAAACUCGACUCCGAUGUUGUCUUACUUUGUAAAGAAGCCACAAUGGCCCAUCCAAAUCUGGUAAGCGUGGAAUGGCUGAAGGAAAAACUGGCUAAAGGAGAUCUCGAGAAAGUGGUCAUCCUUGACGUAUCCUGGUCAAGCAGUAAGGACAUGAAAGAUCAUUACAUGGCAGAGCACGUGCCGGGGGCGUCAUACCUCAGUGUCAUGGAGGGCAAGCAUACUGAUUUGUUUCCUCGUAACGUCCCCGACGUCGACGCGUUCCAGGAGAGUGUCCGGACUGCUGGCGUCGACAGCGACACUCACGUGAUCAUUUACAGCGACUCGGAUGCAUCUGGGUUCUUCUUGUCUGGUCGUGCAUGGUGGACUUUCAAGCUGUUUGGACACAAAGAAGUGUCCAUCCUUGAUGGUGGUUGGCAGAAAUGGAAGUCUGCUGGUUGUCCUGUUAGUAGUGAAGUGCCUACUUCGAAGCGAGGGGACUUUACCUGUAGGUCAGAUGAUAGUAUAAGGUUGAACUUUGACAUGAUGGUGGAUAAUGUGACGUCAUCUUCAGGUAGACAGGUGUGUGACAGUCGAGCAUCGUUUAAGUACUCCGGACCAGAAAGCAAGGGACAUAUAAAAGGAGCCAAAAAUCUACCGAUGGCAGAUUUAGUCAACGCUGAAACGGGAACGCUUAAAGAUCUGGACGAUCUUAAAAAAGAGUUUAGCGAGGCUGGAGUUGAUUUGUCUAAACCCCUAGCCUGUUACUGUAACAGUGGCAUGUCGUCAUGUACAUUGGCCUUCACAGCAGCUCUCUGUGGCAAUGACAAUGUUUCUGUUUACCACGGAGGAUUCACAGAGUGGAGUAAAAGAUCACAGGAUGAUCAAAUUGAGAAGUAGAUGCCUUCCAAAAUGGCAUCUGGCGCUGUUUAAAAUAUUCACAACAAAUUAUCUAACGAAAUAAAAAUAAUGAUUAUGUUUACUCUAGAUAUGCCAAAACAGUCACCUUACGGAUGACGAAUGACCAUAUCACAGAUCAUAGAUAUAAAAAGAUUAUACAUGUACUAAAGUGGCCAAACCAACCAGUGAACAAAUUUCAGCGAAAUUGUCUUUAAAAAUGACAUAAAUCACUAAUUCUUAGAAAAUCAUCUUCACACGUAGGUUUGGCUGACAUAAAAUGUACUUGUAAAUCUUAAAGUGUAGAUUAAUAUCUCUUCUUUUCUAUUGUCUACAAAUGUUAAACGUCCCCGUCCCCACUUACCGUAUAUUGUAUUUUGUAUCAAACAAUAAAAGUGAUAAGAAUAAUGUUCAAUUUCAUCAGGUAAUUAAACAAAAUAUUGUAUAUUCCAAAAAAAUUAUUUCAUGUGAAAUAUAUCAAAAGAGGCUUAAGUAUAUUUCCUAUUAUCAAGCCUCUUUAGAAUAUUUCAAAAACAAUUAAUGAACAUUCUUAAAUUUGAAAUGGAAUGAUUAUCGCCAUCAUUAUGAUAUACUCUAUUAUAUGUUUUCUCUUUGACUAUUAUAUUGGGUGAGGUCAUAUUAAUGAAUGGAAUGAGGGAUUUACGCAAAAUAAUAUAUGGUUGUAGUAAAUAGGUUACAAUGUAUAGUUGGUUUUACUUCAAUAUAAGUAUAUGGCUGUUGGUGUUACUACACUGACUGUUAUACUGUAUGUUCCAUCAAAUGUUAUCACUGUUUGGUAUUCGCUGUAUUGAUAACUACACCUGAAUUAACAUACAUUUAUACGAUACGACUUGUAAGCUUCAGAAUUGGUUUGGAUGAAACAUGUCCUUUGCUUGUUUUUAUUUCAUUACACCUCUUAAAAUUUCCUUGUAAGCUCCCAUGCUUUUUUCAUCGACGUUGAUUAUUAGAUUACAUUUAGAAUU
Molecule: messenger RNA, 2665 nt
Organism: Pecten maximus
Lineage: Eukaryota; Metazoa; Mollusca; Bivalvia; Pectinida; Pectinidae
Product: thiosulfate sulfurtransferase-like
Exons: 7
Coding region: 795-1685 (296 amino acids)
Biological process (GO): transsulfuration
Cellular component (GO): mitochondrion
Molecular function (GO): thiosulfate-cyanide sulfurtransferase activity
Source: RefSeq, a predicted model, not a curated record